AUGUACACUCUCAAACUUGGAUCCGGGAGCGUCGUUGUGCUCACGAACCGGAGACUUGUCAAACAGUUGCUAGACAAGAAGUCGGCAACCUCAAGCCACCGACCGGUAUCUCUCGUCCAGCAAGAAAUGAUCACCGAGGGCUCGCAUAUGCUUUGGAUGAAUAAUACUCCGAAGUGGCGAUUAAUGAGAAAACUGGUUCACCAGGACUUGACUGAAGUCAUUUGCGACAGAGAGCAUAGCAGAAUCCAUCAAGCCGAGAGCAUCCAGCUCCUGAAUGACAUGCUCGAAUUCCCGGACGAAUGGAUGCGCCACCUGAAGAGGUUCAGCAACAGUAUCAUUAUGAGUAUCGUAUACGGGAUCAGAUCGCCAUCAAACAACGCCCCAUGGACAAAAGAGCUCAACGGUGUUCUUGAUCUCUGGGCGAAGAUCAACGAGUUUGGCGCUACUCCACCAAUCGACAUCUUCCCAUUCUUGAAGUGGAUACCACAGAGAUACCUAGGCAACUGGGUGACCAGGACCAAGAUAGUCCAUGACAAGCUACAUGAGCUCUACGACAAGCUAUUACGAUCUGUCGAGGCACGACGAGAAGCCACGGGCCCAAUGCACUGCAUCGCCGACCGUGUCCUUGACCAGAACGGAGACCAAGCACUUUCUCGUCACAACGUAAUGUUCCUUGCGGGUGUGGCUCUCAAGGGAGGCUCAGACACCACAGCAUCGACGCUGGCAUCCUUCGUCCAGGCUAUGAUAGCUUUCCCGGAGGUACAGCGUAAAGCACAUGCCGAGCUUGAUGCUGUGAUCGGGCCUUCACGAAUACCAGACUGGAACGACUAUGCAACUCUGCCGUACGUUGCAGCCUUGGUCAAAGAGACGAUGAGGUGGCGACCGACAGCUCCGCUGGGUGUGCCACAUGCCCUCUCCGAAGAUGAGUGGGUAGACGGCAAAUUCCUUCCAAAGGGAACAGUGGUGUUUGUCAAUGUUUGGGGACUGCACCACGACGAGCACAAGUUUCCAGACUCGGAUACAUUCGAUCCAGGCCGCUAUACAGGACGUAUUGGCUCGUCGGCCGAAUACGCAAAUUCAGCGGAUUAUGAAAAUCGAGAUCAUUACGGCUUUGGAAAUGGUCGUCGGCUAUGCCCGGGAAUACAUCUCGCGGAUCGUAAUGUCUGGCACGUCAUCUGCAAAAUGCUAUGGGCGUUCGAGAUCAAGCCCAAAUUCGAUGCGCAAACCAGCUCGGCCAUCACAAUCGAUACCAGUGUGGAGACUGGAUAUAGGGAGGGCCUCACCAUGUGUCCUUACGACUUCCAAUGCGACAUUCAGGUACGCGAUCAGGCGCGUGCCAAGCUUAUCGCCAGCAGCUUGGCGGAAGCGAAAGCAGAUGUCUUCCCGAAGUAUGAGCGUACCGAAUUCUUCAUGCCGACGAAAGCAUGA
Recurvomyces mirabilis is the source of this 1428-nucleotide messenger RNA. RefSeq lists its product as uncharacterized. The coding region runs from base 1 to 1428 and encodes 475 amino acids. The transcript is spliced from 4 exons. Gene Ontology annotation, molecular function: heme binding; oxidoreductase activity, acting on paired donors, with incorporation or reduction of molecular oxygen; monooxygenase activity. Lineage: Eukaryota; Fungi; Ascomycota; Dothideomycetes; Mycosphaerellales; Teratosphaeriaceae. The record is from RefSeq and is a predicted model, not a curated record.